Messenger RNA from Helobdella robusta, 2305 nucleotides. RefSeq lists its product as hypothetical. The coding region runs from base 323 to 1939 and encodes 538 amino acids. Gene Ontology annotation, molecular function: RNA polymerase II cis-regulatory region sequence-specific DNA binding; DNA-binding transcription factor activity, RNA polymerase II-specific. NCBI's taxonomy places the organism in Eukaryota, Metazoa, Annelida, Clitellata, Rhynchobdellida, Glossiphoniidae. The record is from RefSeq and is a predicted model, not a curated record. Gene Ontology annotation, biological process: anatomical structure morphogenesis; cell differentiation; regulation of transcription by RNA polymerase II. The transcript is spliced from 2 exons.
UCAAGAUGUUACAAUUUUGUGGUUUAUUUAGUUAAAAUAAAAUGUAAUUAGAAUACAAAUUUAACAAUUAACAAUUUUGAAUAGAUGUCAUACUAAGUUGUAUUAAUAAUUAUAUAUAAUUAUACAUUUAUAUUAAUUAAAAAUAUAAUAUUUCAUAAGUUAAACAUAAUGGAUGGUUAUAAAUAAAAUAACAAUUGGACAUAUAAUAAAAAAAUAAAUAUGAAUUCUGUAUUUAUGAUAUAAAAAUAUACAUGAAAGUUUUUUUUUUAUUAUUAUGACUAUAGAAAUCAAUGACAUAUUGGAAGUAAGAUGUUAUUGAAGAAUGCAUCGCCUAUCUCGUGAAGUGCCGCAUUACUCCAAUUGUCAUCCAUUUGAAGAUGAUGUCGUUUGUGACAACGAUGAUAAUGUUGGCGAUGUGAGUAGGAGUAUGAUGAUGACGACAAAUCAUCCAUUUCAUCACCGUCCAUUCACUCACUCGCUUGUCAGGUUGUCACCGGCAGAGGUAUGCCACUCAGACGUCAAACACGUUGAAUCAUAUUUACAAAGCAACAAUAGCAGUUUAAGUAACAACAAUAACAACAUCAACAUCUGUAACAUCAACAACAAUGGCCAAAUUGAUGUCAACAGUUUCAACAAUCUUGCAAAUAAAGCCAACGUUGUCAAAAGCUUGGACAAUGGCAUUGUUAAUUGCAAUUAUGUUUUGGUAUCUGACAACAGCAACAUUUGCCAGGGUAACGUGUUGAGCAAAAACAUCCAUCACAAUAGUUAUUGCAAUUUAGAGAACUGCGGUGGCAACAACAACAACAACAAAGACGUUACUUUAACGCAAUACUUUUCAAACAACUACACAGACAACAACAACAACAAUACAAAGGUUUACGCAGCAGAAGUAACUACGCCUGUUAUGAUCCGAGAUCAUCUUCCCAACGGAUUUAAUGACAACAGUAGGAUUGUCAGUUACAGCAGAAGCAGCAGCAACAGUUGUUUGACCAGCACCUGUAUCAACAACAUUGACCAGCUAAUGACGAACGACAACAAUGCAGACCUACCCUACUUUUCCAGAUACCACCCUGAAUACGGCUACCCCAAGCCUCCCUACUCCUACAUCUCACUCAUCGCCAUGGCCAUCAGCUCAUUUCCAGACAAGAUGUGCACACUGCACGACAUUUACGCCAUCAUAUCCAACAACUUUCCGUACUACAGGUCCAAUCAGAAACGCUGGCAGAACUCAAUUAGGCACAGUUUAUCAUUCAACGACUGUUUCGUAAAAGUCAACAGAACAGCAGAUCGCCCCGGCAAAGGUUGCUUGUGGACGUUGCACCCAAAAGCAGGCAACAUGUUCAACAAUGGAUGCAUGUUGAGAAGGCAGAAAAGAUUCAAAAAUGAUGAAGAUCGCCAGGAUGUAGAAAAGUUGUUUGAGGAGAACGAUGGACAAGUUGAUGAUGCAAAUGAUAAUUUUUCAGAGGAUCAUCAACACUUAAAUCAGAUAUGUCAUCAGUAUCUCAAUCAACAUCCUGCCAAUCAUUUUCAUCAUCAAACAUAUCCGAUAAUCGGAAGUUCUCAAAUCAAUACUGACAGUUGUUUUUAUAAUAAUAACUAUGGGAGCAAAAUAUCAAACAAGAAAUAUAUGUACAACUGUCAAUCGAAUAUGGACCCAUUGCAAGCUCCCUUCACAUAUCAGCAUUUCAUCAAUAACAAAUUUCAUUAUGCCAAUAUUUACCCAUUAGCAGAGUGCGGCGUUAAUGAACAUAUGGCCAGGCUGCAACAGAAUGGAGCUGCAGGUCACCUCAACCAGCUCCACGGCCAGCAUCCUCAUCGUGACCAACUGCAACUUCAUCAACGUCCUCACUCACAGCGACAUUCGUACGGAGAGCAGGCGGAGCGGUAUGAUUCAUUUGAUAACGAUCAAGAGAAUGUUACAUCGUCCACUGAUAUUUGAAAACUGCUUCCAUCUGAUUCAGCUUCAUGCACGAAAAUUUCAUUCUAUUAGAAAUAGACAAUAAUUAUACAUGUUAUUUUUUAAUUUUUGAACAAUCGAUAUACUUACAUAUGUCUAAGGUUGAUAAUAUAUAUUAUAACUACACUGGCAUCUGAUAAUGUUCAUUGUUCAAAUGCUUUGUUUGCUCUAGCGAAUAAGAGGUAUUUAAAAUUUUUCAAAUAAUUCAUUUACAACUGGCGAGUUUAUUUAAAAUAGUUUAUAAUCAUAAUGAUGCUUUUAGUAUCAAUUUAGAAGCUUUAAUAGCAAAAUUCGGCAUUCUAUUUGAAAACUAAGAAAAGUUAGCUAAUGAUCAGCAUGAAUUUUCAA